GAAAUUUGCUAGAGGACGGGAUUCCACUGACAUCUUCGUGAAUAGUGAGAUAGAUUGAAAAAAGUACGUUGAUAACGCGCGAAACUUUGGAUUUUUUGUGUGUGCAGUGAUAGGUAUGUGGAAAGUGAGCCUGAUUUGGUUUUCCGCAACUCUGAUUGGUUCGGUGUUGGGACAAAUACCCGAAGGCACGCCAUGCUAUUCCUCCAAACAAGAGUACGGCCUGUGCGUCAGCCUCCUAGAUUGCGAUUCGAUGCUGAGGCUACUGAGGACGAGAAGCACGGAUCCUGAUACCGCGGAAUACCUGCGAUCUUCCACUUGCGGGUACAAAGGCAACAUCCCGAUGGUGUGUUGCCCGCAGGCGGUUUCGAAGAGCAGUCUGAUCGAGCAGCAGGGCAACGAGGCCGCCUCUAAUGGGAAUGGCGGAGGCGAGGGGGCCUCCCCGAACGACAUCGGCAAAACCAUACCGGAAACCAGAGCUAGGCUCUUGGAUGCGCCGCAAUGCGGUUUCACCAAUGUGACGAACUAUAGGGUGGUCGGAGGCGUACCAGCGAAACUCGAUGAAUUCCCAUUCAUUGUAGCUUUGGGCUACAGGAAUUCUAAAAAUCCGAGUGUUCCAAAAUGGCUGUGUGGAGGCAGUUUGAUAUCGGAUAGGCAUAUCCUAACUGCUGCUCAUUGCGUUCACAACAGAAAAGACUUGUAUUUGGCACGUGUUGGGGAACUUGAUCUUUAUAGCAAUGAUGAGGGAGCUGAUCCUGAAGAUAUCAGACUCAUUAAAGCUAAAAUACACGAAAACUACAGCCCAGUGCAAUUCACGAAUGAUAUAGCAAUACUGACAUUGGAAAGGAAGCCGAGGAAUCCUCGUGUAUUGCCAGUUUGCUUACCUCAUGCUGAGCCCUUGAGAUCCAACACUUUUCUCAAAUACAGUCCUGUUGUUGCUGGAUGGGGAGCUCUAUAUUUCAACGGGCCAUCCAGUUCAGUGCUCCAAGUCGCCGAAAUUCCAGUCAUCGAUACAGGACAUUGUCAAAGGGCGUUCGGGAAACAGACGACCAUCGACGAGAGAAUACUCUGCGCUGGUUGGCUGAACGGAAUGAAGGAUUCCUGCCAGGGGGACUCCGGGGGCCCCCUCAUGUUCGGGAAGAGCCAGGGCAAGAGCCUGACGUUCUACCAGAUAGGGAUUGUGUCGUACGGGUUCAGGUGCGCCGAGUCUGGCUGGCCCGGAGUUUAUACCAGGGUUACCAAAUUCAUAGAUUGGAUCGAGAAGAAUUUGGAUUGAUCAGUAUAAGGACUGAAGGCCAGCGUAUACAUUAGUCAACGUUGGGAGUAAGAAAAAAGUGAUUUUUCUGAUGAUUCUGUCAAUGACUGAUCGAAAUAAUGGGAAGGUCUCGAUACAUUCUCAUCCUUUUUCCACGCUUCUUCAUUGGUUAUCCUCAUGAUGAUGUUAUUCGCGUGUUUGACAUUAUUUAUUGGUCGUUUCUUGUAGUUAGAUCUUGAGAGGCAUGCAUUAUUAAAUAAAAUAUUUGUG
Phaedon cochleariae (mustard beetle) is the source of this 1522-nucleotide messenger RNA. The record is from the annotation of a GenBank genome assembly. NCBI's taxonomy places the organism in Eukaryota, Metazoa, Arthropoda, Insecta, Coleoptera, Chrysomelidae.